UCAAACUCUCGGUAACUACCGCACUGUCUCACCGCUGGACUCGCUGCCCGGGACCGGGACACUUCCACUCCGCCUCAGGGUCCGGGACACGCCGAGAGACACCUCCCCUCCGACCGGGUCCUGGCUCCCGGGGGCUUUUCCUCUGUCUCUUACCCGGGGAAGCUCGAGCCUCAGCGGGGCGAAGCAACGGUCUCCACCCGCUCCGUGUUGUGAUGGCUAGCCCCCGCUAGCAUGCUAGCUAGCUACAUGGCCGGUGCUGGAGCUGGUGCCGCCGCGGAGGAGAAGCCGAGAAUCCGCUAGCUCGCCCGGCUGCUGCCUCUCCACAGACCCGUUCCCACCUCCGGACGUUCCCCGGUGGUGGAGCCACGUAGCGGUCAGGGUGCUGGGUGUUACCGGGAAGGUUCGAAAGAUGAUAUCCAGAUCCAGAGGGUUCCUCAACAUGUUCCUCAACGUGCUCCUCAACACCAGGGACUGAUUUUCUUCACAAAGCACCAUGCACCUCCUCAGGCUGGACCUCCAUCACCUCUGCAGAGAUUCCUCCUCCUUGCAUCUGGAUUCAUCAGGCGGUUUUUAAAGACCCCCAAAAAACACUCAGGACUGGAUGUGCAGCCUUAUCUCUGUUCCCCCCCUCUCCCCUUCCAGCUUAUACCUGGUGAAACAUUAACAGUGUGUCUGUGUGGGUUGGAUAUGCACAGAUACAUAUAGUCGACUGUCAGUGUGAACUAAAGCCCAGAGGAGGACUAUCCUACACAGGGACAGACCCACACAGGAACAUGGCCUCUGUGUGGAAGAGACUGCAGCGGGUGGGGAAGCAUGCCUCCAAGUUCCAGUUCGUGGCGUCCUACCAGGAGCUGAUGGUGGAGUGCACGAAGAAAUGGCAACCAGACAAACUCGUGGUGGUUUGGACUCGCAGAAGUCGACGGAAAUCUUCCAAGUCUCACGGCUGGCAGCCUGGAAUCAAGAACCCUUACAGAGGAGUGGUGGUGUGGCCGGUCCCAGAGAACAUUGAGAUCACUGUCACUCUGUUUAAGGACCCACAUGCAGAGGAGUUUGAAGACAAAGAGUGGACGUUUGUCAUUGAAAACGAGUCUCCCUCAGGCCGGAGGAAGGCCUUGGCCACCAGCAGCAUCAACAUGAAGCAGUACGCCAGUCCCAUGCCCACACAGACCGACGUCAAACUCAAGUUCAAGCCGCUGUCCAAGAAGGUGGUGUCGGCCACGCUGCAGUUCUCCCUCUCCUGCAUCUUCCUCCGUGAGGGAAAGGCCACUGACGAGGACAUGCAGAGCCUGGCGAGCCUGAUGAGCAUGAAACAGGCCGACAUCGGCAACUUGGACGACUUUGAGGAGGAGAACGAGGAGGACGAGGAGAACAGGGUCAACCAGGAGGAGAAGGCAGCGAAGAUCACAGAGCUGAUCAACAAGCUGAACUUCCUGGAGGACGAGGAUCAGGACACGCCUCCCGCCAUGAGCUCCAAUCCCUUCGAGGACCCCGAGGACGACCUUCAUCAGAACCACCUCAACCCGUUUGGAGAGCCCGAGGAAGAGGAGGAGCCUCGGGCCCAGCCGCUCGUACAGAAGCUCGUCCACGAGGUUUCCUUCUACGACCACGACUCCUCGAAUCCGUUCAGUGAACCAGAUGAACUGGAGACACACACGUCCCCAGGGAACCCCUUCGAGGACCAGGACCAGGAUCUGGACCCUGAGCAGGACCAGGACCAGGACAUAGACCCCCUGCCAGACCCCGAACCCCCAAAGCCAAGGCAGAGGAAAGGUGUCCGGCCUGUUGACAUGAGCAAGUACCUGUAUGCAGACACCUCUCGCACCGAGGAGGAGGAGCUUGAUGAAUCCAACCCAUUCUACGAGCCAAGAGCAUCGAGCCCUUCAGGGGCCCCUGCUGGUGGCUCCUCCCCCGAUAUGGACCGGAGCCAGAAGAGGAGGGCUCCACUGCCCCCGGGUCCCGGCGCCGGACUUGGCCCCAGUCCACCGGCCCCCCACCCGCCCUGCCCGGGUCCGGAGAGAGAGAGAACGCAGCCGGUCGGGCCCAGCCCAGUGGCAGCGCUGAUGGGGCGAGAGCUGGCCUCCUCGUCCCCAAAGCCCAGCCCGGUCCCGAGUCCGAUCUUGGGCGGGAAGCCGAACGCCAGCCAGUCUCUGUUGGCCUGGUGCCGCGAGGUCACCAAGAACUACCGCGGGGUCAAGAUCACCAACUUCACCACGUCCUGGAGGAACGGCCUGGCCUUCUGCGCCCUGCUGCACCACUUCAGACCCGACACAAUAGACUACAAGUCGCUCAAUCCUCAGGAUAUUAAAGAAAACAACAAAAAGGCGUACGAUGUGUUUGCGAACCUGGGCAUCUCCCGCCUGCUGGAGCCGUCGGACAUGGUGCUGCUGGCCAUUCCCGACAAGCUGACGGUGAUGACCUACCUGUACCAGAUCCGCGCCCACUUCUCGGGGGAGGAGCUGAACGUGGUGCAGAUCGAGGCCAACAGCAACCGCAGCACCUACAAGGUGGGCGACUUCGAGACCGACACCAACGCCUCCAUCGGUCAGGACAAGUUUUACGCCGAGCUCAGCGAAGUGCAGCCGCGCCCGGCCUCCUCCGAGCCGCCGGGGUCGGCCGGCGGCGGCGGCUCCGCCUCCGAGUCCAACGGCACCAAAGCUGCAGAGGAGGAAGAAGCAGCGGAGCCGGGUUGGAAGGCUGGCGGAGCCGCGGUGUCGGCCAGCUCGCCACCAGCAGGUCGUCAGGAGUCGUCACCUCCGGUCCCAUCACCACGCACAGUAUUACCCACCGCCGCCACAGGCUCCACCCACGCCACGGCGCCCGGCUCGGAGGACCGGGGCCAGCUGCUCAAAGCAAACACUUUAGACUUUAGUGAGCUACCGCAGAGGGUGGAGAGGGAGGUGGAGAAGGAGCGACAGCAGAAGGAGGUGGGAGAGGAGGUGAGACAGGAGGGAGGGGCUGAGCCGGCGUCUCCCACCAGGAGAGGGGUCCCCUCCUCACCCCCCCACCAGAAACUGGGCUUCUCCUACAACAGGGACGCCGACCUCAUCAAGAAGAAGAGGGCCAGCCUGCGCCACUCCGAGUCUGAGCCCGCCUCAGACACCUGCCCCCCCGCCGCCGCCGCCAACCACACAGACACGCCUCCAAAACAGGAGCCGACGCCUGCAGCUGUGUCAAGUCCUCCGGCUGAGAAGAAGGUUCUCUCUCGUCAGGAGGAGCUGAAGGAGAGAGCCCGCCUCCUCCUGGAACAGGCUCGCCGGGACGCCGCCUCGAAGGCCGGCAACAAGAACGCUCCCAGCACCGCCGUGACCUCACUGACCAGGACCACGACCGUCUGUGAUGAGCGGGAUGCCGAGCGGCGGAGACAGCUGAGAGAGCGAGCCCGGCAGCUGAUCGCCGAGGCUCGGUCCGGAGUCAAGAUGUCUGACUUGACCUCGCUGGACCCGUCCGGCACCGACAGAGGGAAGGGAGGCAAGGGCCCGGCUGGAGGUCCCAACAGUCGACACGUGGACCUGAAGCUGAAGAAGCUGGUGGACGUCAGCCCGAGACCGGUCACCUCCCCUUCGUCUCCGUCCUCCACCUCCUCCUCUUCCUCGCCCUCGGCCUCCUCCACCUCUCCACUCAGCCCGGCAGAAGGACUGGAGAACAACGCUGAGGAGCUGCGAGCAGAGCGGCUGCGUAGAGCCACAGAGCGCCUGCGCAGCCCGGUCGUCUUCAACAAGGACUCUGCAGUCCGCAAAACCCAGCUCAAGUCCUUCAGCCAGUAUGUGGAGAGCCGACCAGAGAUGAAGAGGCAGAAGUCUGUGUCUGAGGAUCUGAAGAAGGCUGAAGAGGACAGAGGUUCACCGACAGAGAUUGAUAUUCGCAGACCAUUUGAAGAAGAGAAGGCGUUCAAAGACACCAGUCAGUAUGUGGUUGGGGAGCUGUCUGCGCUGGAGAGCGAGCAGCGGCACAUCGACGCCCGAGCCGCUCGCGUGGAGAAGAGGCUUCGCUAUCUCAUGGACACAGGAAACAAUAAGGAGGAGGAGGAGGCCAUGAUGCAGGAGUGGUUCAUGCUGGUCAACAAGAAGAACGCCCUGAUCCGGAGACAGAACCAGCUCUCUCUCCUGGAGAAAGAGCACGAUCUGGAGAGACGCUUCGAGCUGCUGAACCGGGAGCUGAGAGCCAUGCUGGCCAUCGAGGACUGGCAGAAGACCGAGGCCCAGAAGAGACGGGAGCAGCUGCUGCUGGACGAGCUGGUCAUCCUGGUCAACAAGAGGGACGCGCUGGUCCGGGACCUGGACGCCCAGGAGAAACAGGCCGAGGAGGAGGACGAGCACCUGGAGAGGACGCUGGAGCAGAACAAAGGCAAGAUGGCCAAGAAGGAGGAGAAGUGUGUCCUCCAGUGAUCGUCUCGUUCCACAGAGACACACAACCAACACAACCAACACAACCAACACAACCAACACAUGUAGCCGAUGGAAGAAAUGUAUCGUCGUCAUCCUUGUUGUUAUGAUUAUGAUUUGAAAAGCAGCGUUCAGACGUUUCCUCACGUGGUCGCUGCUCCGACUCCGACGCCUUCGCACCAACUUUCUACAAACUGUCCCGAGUGUGCACCCUGUUUUUAUUUUUCCCUUGUCCCUCUUUUACCAAGACACGGUACUUGUGUGUAAUCUGAUUGUGUUGAGACGAGUGCAGACAUGUGACCAGUGUGUGUGUGUGUGUGUGUGUGUGUGUGUGUGGAGCAGUGGGACCGAGGUACCGCACCACUGGGAUCAAUGGGCGACUUUUUAUUUUUAUCUUUUUAUUUUUUCCCAGACGAUGAGGCUGACGUCUCACUCGGACUUUUAAAAAGGAAAAAAAAAUAAUUUUUCAAGCUACUUCAUUACUUGACUGUAUCUUCUAAUUAUUUCUACUUGUAAAAUAUCUUAAAGGGCC
This is a messenger RNA of Limanda limanda (common dab), 4914 nucleotides long. RefSeq names its product EH domain binding protein 1 (gene ehbp1). Gene Ontology annotation, molecular function: protein binding. The transcript is spliced from 24 exons. NCBI's taxonomy places the organism in Eukaryota, Metazoa, Chordata, Actinopteri, Pleuronectiformes, Pleuronectidae. The record is from RefSeq and is a predicted model, not a curated record. Bases 774 to 4385 code for a protein of 1203 amino acids.